CUAAUGUAGGUUAUUCUAUUAAUCUCGACUUAGAAAUAAUACCUCGGAAAUAUACUGUGUAGCUGAUAGGCGCUAGGCAUGGUGUUAGUUAGCUAGUUUCAACCUUAUACUCUAUUCAGGCUCCUGAAAGACAAUAAUGUCAGAGAAAAGAAAGUCUGUCAAGGAUAGACUGAAGGACUUCUUUAUUGGGACUGAAGCAAAAGCCCUGUCCUUGACCUCACCCCCUUUACCAGGCGCGGGCAUGGGGACUUCGGGCCAAGCUGAGAGUCAAACUAAUGUACAAAGCGCAGCUAAACAAGGAAGAAAGGAGAACAAGUCCAGCACUACUCACACUAGGGACAAGCCAGCAGCACACACUGGGCCACAGUACUCGUACUCGAGUACAACUGACAAUCAUUUGAUGAAUUCCUUUGGGAUAUCGGAUCUCCCAACCAGCCCAGAGGGUGACGAGGGUAAUUCAAGGGAAAAACCCAACGAGCCACUGAAGGGCAAACCAAUGCUUAGAGGCAAUUCCAGUGAACUGUCACAUCCCUCACAACCUCCACUAGAGUUCCACUGCCCACUCAACCCACAGUACCUGUCCACUCAGUACUCAACCGACUCCCUCCCGUGUAGCGACGAGUUCCCCACUCAGGCAAUCAGUAAGUUUGUUGGAGGAGCUGGUUACGCAUCAAUGCCUUGUGACCCUGAGACUGGGAAGCCAGCAAAGCACGAAAAUGUCUUCAAGCAAAUCUCGACAGCAUCAAGUGGUUCAAGUGGAUCUGAUAAACUAUGCCUUGAGGAGUCCAUUCCUAUGAGGGUUUACACUGGAGAGAAGAUGUCUUCUUUUAGAAAUCUCAGAGAGGAAAAUGAUAAAUUAAGGAAUCAACUCGAAUGUCAAAAUGAAGAGAUCAAAGUUCUAACCCAUCUUGUGGAAAGUGGACUUGAAACGAAUGGUGAUGGGGGGGGAAUUUUCUCAGGGGAUUUCCCUAGUGAACUAGACAGCGUGGAAAAUCGUAUUAUAGGCGUAGCUAAGAUAGUGACCAAUAGGAGCUCCAUGAGGACGGAUGAGAAGGGAGAUCCUGUGCCCUCGUCAGCUGUCAGUCAACGUGAAUCCAAACAAGAGCACGAACUAAUGCGACAAGUGGCCAGUCUGAAAUGUCAGCUAACAUUGAAAGAACGAGAGGUCACAACACUGAAUGAUCAAAUGCACGCAAAAACGAAACGAUUGAUACCCUGACCCAAACAGUUGAAACUAAAGACCUUGAAAAGAGACGAGGCUACCAUAAUAAAGACAUGGAUGAAUAUCUUGUUCAAGUCACUCAACUAGCCAGUCAACUCAGUGCCUUGGAAGAAAAAGAGAAAGCGUAUGUGAAAAGAAUUGCCAUGUUAGAAGUUCAACUGUUGAAAGUUACUGGCGUUGCUCGAUUGACAAGAAAAACUUACGACGACAAUACUAAACUUCAGGCUCAAGUGAAGGUAUUAACUUCCUCUUUGGAGUCCGCCUAACAGUCGAUUGAUGAGGCUUCAACUCCAAUGGUUGAUGAGAGAGCUGACACAAGACUAUUGACCCUUGAAGCCCACAAGGUGCCUGAUCUUGAGAGUGAAGUGGAGGAACUAAAGAAGAAGUUGGAAGAUAUCGAGCAGGAUACUGCAAGGCAGUACCAAGAGACACAGAUGAGUCAAGUUAUGGAGAUCAGUCAAAAAGAGGAAAACCUACGCAAGCUGAGCUCAGAGAUGGAGCUUCUCAGAGAAGAAAAUGCUUCAUUGUCGUCUCGUCUCCAAUCACCAACGACCUCUGACCCCACACUCGAUACUGACUCAUACCAGAUUUUGUUGCAAGAUUCAGGUGACAAAGAUCAGAACGUACGACAAUUGAAGAGAUUAGUUGAAGAGAAACAGAUGCUACUGGAAGUGAAAGCACAAGAACUUCAGGCAAAGUCACAAAAUAUGGAGGCUGAAAAUGCUAAACAAAUGGAAGAAAUUAACAAGCUCAAGGUUCUAAAUACGAAAUUACGAGACCGUGUUGUUAGUCUUGCCACUCCUAUUGACAGCCAAGCAGCAGGAGCUAGUGCAGACACUACUGAAACAGAGGUGCUUCAGCAAGGUGGAGCUCAGUUGGAGAAGGAGACCGAUUCUAAAAAGAGGCUGAAAAAAGCAGGGCGUAUAAAAAUGGAGCAGAAAUCAGAAAUCAAGAAACUUGAGCAGCAAAUUACAGACCUUGAACCUAGACAGAAAAUAAAAGCCACUGACAGUGAUGGAAGAUUGACAAGAGCAAUAUCAAAAAUUCAAACGUUAGAAGACACGAUAAAAGAACUCGAGGAACAGAUUGAACGUGGACAGCCAAUGUCAUCUGGAAAUGGUGGUGAUGGAAACAAAUCAGCCGAGGGAAGAUCAGUGAUUGAUAAGCAGCAGCAACAAAAGAUCCGCGAUCUUGAGCAGCAGAUUCACGACUUGAAAGUUGGGCAGGAGAGUAUGUACCAGGCAAUGGAUGACAAUCAGGCAGCCGUGGAUAAAAUGUCCAAAGAUCAACGUGGACUCUUGGAGCACUCAAAAUCACAGAGCAAGAACAUUGUGGAGCUGAAAGACGAACUUAAAUUCUUGCAGGAGUCAAAGAACGAGAUAGAGGCCUCUCUAAGACGUCAACAAGACGAGAGAAAAACGUUGGACUUCGUGCACAAGAAAGUAAUUUCCGACAAAGCUAAACUUGAGCAGCGAGUGACGCAACUACUACAGCGCCAACGUGACUCGAACUCUUCUGCAGAUCGACUAACCAAAAUGGAGGCUGACCUCGGCAGGAUAAGAGCUGAGAGGAAUGAGCUAAAACAAGUUGUGACUGAGUUGUCCCAGAAGAGUGCUCAUCUAAAGGAGGUGGAGGUGUUACAGUGUCAGCAGAAAUCUAUCGCUCAAACUGCUGUUAUAGAAAAUCAGCAAAAAAUCAGAAGAUCAGUGAUUGAUAAGCAGCAGCAACAAAAGAUUUGCGAUCUUGAGCAGCAGAUUCACGACUUGAAAGUUGGGCAGGAGAGUAUGUACCAGGCAAUGGAUGACAAUCAGGCAGCCGUGGAUAAAAGGUCGAAAGAUUACCAAGGACUCUUGGAAUACUCAAAAUCUCAGAGCAAGAAAAUUUUGGAGCUGAAAGACGAACUCAAAUCCUUGCAGGAGUCUAAGAAUGAGAUAGAGGCCACUCUAAGCCGUAAACAAGAGGAGAGAAAAAUGUUGAGCUCUCAGUAUAAGAAAGUAAUUGACGACAAAGCUAAACUUGAGCAGCAAGUGACACAACUACUGGAGCACCACUGUGACUCGAACUCUUCUGCGAAUCAAAUAACCAAAAUGGAGGCUGACCUCGCCAGGAUAAGAACUGAGAGGAAUGAGCUGAGACAAAUUGUGCCUGAGUUGUCCCAGAAGAGUGCUCAUCUAAAGGAGGUGGAGGUGUUACAGUGUCAGCAGAAAUCUAUCGCUCAAACUGCUGUUAUAGAAAAUCAGCAAAAAAUCAGAAGAUCAGUGAUUGAUAAGCAGCAGCAACAAAAGAUUUGCGAUCUUGAGCAGCAGAUUCACGACUUGAAAGUUGGGCAGGAGAGUAUGUACCAGGCAAUGGAUGACAAUCAGGCAGCCGUGGAUAAAAGGUCGAAAGAUUACCAAGGACUCUUGGAAUACUCAAAAUCUCAGAGCAAGAAAAUUUUGGAGCUGAAAGACGAACUCAAAUCCUUGCAGGAGUCUAAGAAUGAGAUAGAGGCCACUCUAAGCCGUAAACAAGAGGAGAGAAAAACGUUGAGCUCUCAGUAUAAGAAAGUAAUUGACGACAAAGCUAAACUUGAGCAGCAAGUGACACAACUACUGGAGCACCACUGUGACUCGAACUCUUCUGCGAAUCAAAUAACCAAAAUGGAGGCUGACCUCGCCAGGAUAAGAACUGAGAGGAAUGAGCUGAGACAAAUUGUGCCUGAGUUGUCCCAGAAGAGUGCUCAUCUAAAGGAGGUGGAGGUGUUACAGUGUCAGCAGAAAUCUAUCGCUCAAACUGCUGUUAUAGAAAAUCAGCAAAAAAUCAGAAGAUCAGUGAUUGAUAAGCAGCAGCAACAAAAGAUUUGCGAUCUUGAGCAGCAGAUUCACGACUUGAAAGUUGGGCAGGAGAGUAUGUACCAGGCAAUGGAUGACAAUCAGGCAGCCGUGGAUAAAAGGUCGAAAGAUUACCAAGGACUCUUGGAAUACUCAAAAUCUCAGAGCAAGAAAAUUUUGGAGCUGAAAGACGAACUCAAAUCCUUGCAGGAGUCUAAGAAUGAGAUAGAGGCCACUCUAAGCCGUAAACAAGAGGAGAGAAAAACGUUGAGCUCUCAGUAUAAGAAAGUACCGUAUAGCGCGAAAUUUUCGAGGCACUUAUAUUUCGUGGAUUGGCCUCUAAAAGCCAUUUCGUUGCACAAUGUUCGCGGAAUGACUGCUUACCGGAAGCCACGCCUUUAAAUAUUUGCAUGAUAGCAGGUAAUUCUUAUUAACGAACACUUUUCGUGGACUUAAUUUUCGUGUAGAAUUCCAACCCACGAAAUCCGCGAAAAUUAAGCCCCUCGAAAAUUUCGCGCUAUACGGUAAUUGACGACAAAGCUAAACUUGAGCAGCAAGUGACACAACUACUGGAGCACCACUGUGACUCGAACUCUUCUGCGAAUCAAAUAACCAAAA
Halichondria panicea is the source of this 4650-nucleotide messenger RNA. Its product is annotated as restin homolog. Bases 1516 to 4434 code for a protein of 972 amino acids. The transcript has 15 exons. Lineage: Eukaryota; Metazoa; Porifera; Demospongiae; Suberitida; Halichondriidae. The record is from RefSeq and is a predicted model, not a curated record.